AAGAUCCAAUUCUCUCUCCGGUCUCGUUCAUCAAAGUUUGGAGUGGGCGUUUGCCUGAGCAAAGAGAAACUACGGCAAUGGAGAUGGAGAAGAAAGAGAUGGCUUGUGAAGCUUCGAUUCCCAUAUCAAUUUCAGAAGCCUUCUUCCUCCAUCUGAUCUGCGCCCUAGGGCUAGCCCUAGCUUUCUGGAUUGCUCGUUAUAUCUAUUCCACCGAUCUCAUCUCCGAUCCUUCUCGCACUCUCUUCUUGAUUUUGGCCAUUGAAUGUCCGAUUGUGAUUCUUCUUUACAGCCGGUAUCGUACGGACAGGCAGCAAUGCUCGUACUUGAAGGCUGUGGCUCGAGGCUUGCUUGGACUUCCCGCUGGUGCUGUUAUUAAUGCUUUUGGAGCAAUAGUUCUAGGCGCGCCUGUUGGUGCUCAAUACUUCGUGAAGACCCUUAACUGGUCACUUGUGAUGUCAUUGUUCAAUAUCGUGCCUUCAGCGUGUGUCUUUGGUUCAUCAUGGAGAGAUUGGCAGCGCCUAUUUGCUUACACAAAGCCAAAUGGAACUAUUGAUCACAUGAUAUGCAUUCCAGCACAUGGUGCCAUUAUUGGAGCAUGGUUUGGCGCAUGGCCCAUGCCACUUGAUUGGGAAAGGCCAUGGCAGGAAUGGCCAAUUUGUGUGAGUUAUGGGGCAAUACUCGGCUACUCAAUCGCAAUGGUAGCAUCCUUGGUUUUCUCACAUCUGAGGGGUUCGCAGCAUGUUAAAAGAGACUAACUUCCCAGUAUUCCGUUCUAGCUCGAUUAUCAAAAUUUUCCCUUUCUCCUCAUUUUUCUCUUCGCCAGGGUUUUUCUUCAGGUGCAUCGCACGAUACUCCUUUUUUGAACGUUCUCACCAUUCAUGUUCUUUUGAAUAUCUAUCGCUAUCAACACACAUGAGCUGUUUCUUUGUAGCCUGUAUAAUGCACGAAAGCUCCUUUUUUUGUUUCUCCGAAUGGGGACGUCUUCAUGUGAAUUCUCUCUAUAUAUAGUGUGCGAAAAAUUGCAGAUUCUUUUCCUUUUA
Benincasa hispida (wax gourd) is the source of this 1040-nucleotide messenger RNA. Its product is annotated as phosphatidylinositol-glycan biosynthesis class F-like protein. Gene Ontology annotation, biological process: GPI anchor biosynthetic process. The record is from RefSeq and is a predicted model, not a curated record. Gene Ontology annotation, cellular component: endoplasmic reticulum membrane. NCBI's taxonomy places the organism in Eukaryota, Viridiplantae, Streptophyta, Magnoliopsida, Cucurbitales, Cucurbitaceae.